Molecule: messenger RNA, 1281 nt
Organism: Pleurotus ostreatus (oyster mushroom)
Lineage: Eukaryota; Fungi; Basidiomycota; Agaricomycetes; Agaricales; Pleurotaceae
Exons: 4
Coding region: 1-1281 (426 amino acids)
Source: RefSeq, a predicted model, not a curated record
AUGAAGGGCUUCUACCAACUCGUUCUCCUUGCUGCGGCCAUCCAGGUUAACGCUCACGGUGUUCUUACCGCUGUUACUGGUGUCAACGGGAUCACGGCUCAAGGCUUCGGCGUCGUCGCUACUACACCUCGUACUGGGUCGCGUCGCAACCCCUUCCAGCAGGACUCCAGCAUCAUCCGUGAUCGCGAGAUCCAACGAGGAACAACAGGUGCCUGCGGACGAACACUCGCGGGCGGAAACAACAAUGUUCAGACCAUGCUAGCCACUGCUGCAUCCGCCGGUCUGCCUAUGGCUGCCGCUGACGGCUCGGUCACUAUGACUCUUCAUCAAGUUAACGGCGACGGUGCUGGCCCAUAUACUUGCCAGGUGUCAGCGGACGCCUCGGGACAGAACUUUGUUGCGAUGACCGUGACAACUCAAGUCCCAGGCACAAACUCUCGCAGCAGGACCACUGCCACAGCGUUCCCCCUCGUUGCACAGAUGCCCGCUGGAAUGGCUUGCACUGGCGGUCCCAAUGGAGACGCAUGCCUUGUCCGCUGUCGUAAUGCAGCCCGAGCAGGGCCAUUCGGUGGCUGCGUUGCUGGUGAGUCGAAACUUUACGAGCCCUCACAUUGGCCACUUACCGGAUCUUUCAUAGUCACCACUGCGAAUAGCGGGAAUGCUGCAGCUGCCGCUGCCGCUAAUGCUACUGCCAACGCAGCAGCGGCAGCCAACGCCAACGCCAACGCCAACGCCAAUGCUGCUGCCGCCGCAAAUGCUAGUGCUGCAGCAGUUGCCACUCCUGUAGUCGCCGUAGAUGCAGCAGCUGCUGCGAACGCCGCCGCGAACGCCGCUGCAGGAGCUGCCACGGCCACCCCUGCCGUUGCCGCUAACGCAGGAGCCGCUGCCAAUGGCUCUGCGAUCGGCAUUGCUGUCAAUUCUCCUGCCGUCGCCGCAAACGCAGGCGCUGCCGCCAACGCCGCCGCAGGUGCCGCCGUCACUACUCCCACCGUUACAAACACACUCGCCGUUCCCGUCGCCGCUGCCCCCGUUGACAACACCGCCGCCACAACAGGAACUGUUGCCCCAGCCGUUGUUGUGCGUGCCAUUGGCGAAGAGGCCAUCCCAGACAUUUCUAUUGAGGAAGCUGAACUUGCACUUGCUGAAGACCUCGAGCGCCGCGAAGGCGAAGAGGUCGAGGAUAUCUCGAUCGAGGAUGCCGAGCUCGCCUUGGCUGAAGAUCUUGAACGUCGCGCUGAGCGGGUCAGCCGCUCGCGCAUUAUUGGACAUCGUACCAUUUGA